Symphalangus syndactylus (siamang) is the source of this 3842-nucleotide messenger RNA. RefSeq names its product AT-rich interaction domain 5A (gene ARID5A). Gene Ontology annotation, cellular component: nucleus. The record is from RefSeq and is a predicted model, not a curated record. NCBI's taxonomy places the organism in Eukaryota, Metazoa, Chordata, Mammalia, Primates, Hylobatidae. Gene Ontology annotation, molecular function: transcription cis-regulatory region binding. Gene Ontology annotation, biological process: regulation of transcription by RNA polymerase II.
UGAGAGCUGUGUGGCCUUGUACUAGUCACUGCCCCUCUCUGGGCAACAGGGGUCUGUAAGUCCAUUGCGCUCAUCCUGCACCCAGGAGGCUGAUGUUUCCGGAGCACCUGCUGGGCAGCGAGGUGCCUUGAGGAGGGAGCAGGACAGGCAGGCCUCUGAUCUUCUUACUGAGCCUGGCUGUGGUUUGUGGGGGAAGCCUCCUUUCUCUUCUCUCUUUCUUCUGCUGAGAACAUUGGGCACAUUGAGUCUAGCACGCCCAUCUUGUAGAUGGGGAAAGGGAGAUACAGAAGCAGUGACCAACUUGAUAAGAGGUGCAGCCAUGCGGUGCUAGAGCCCCUUGCCCCAUCUAUCCUCUUGGCCCACUCUCAUCUGCUUCCAGCUUGAUGUCUGGCAGGGCAGGGGGCCCGCUGACUUCCCUACAUCCACCCACUGCCCGGCCCCAUAGCUACCUUCUAGUCCUGGCUAAGCCCUGUGAGACAUCUUAAGUUUGUCUUCAGUGACUCUCAACCACCGCCCCACUGCCUUCACCUUCCUGCCUUUGCAUACCUGCCUUUGCUUCGCCAGGUUGGCUGAGCCCUGGCCAGAGCUGGCCCCCUACUCUCUCAGGUAACAGGUAGCAGUUUUUUAAAUGGAAUCUCAGUAUGUAUCAACAGGUCUUUCCUCCUUCCUCAAGAUUAUGGAGAUAACACCCCUUAUUCAAAGAUGGUGGGUCCUCUGGGCCCUCCCCAACACAGGCCAGGGAAGUUGAUUCACAGAGUGUGGGGGCCAUGCCCCUUCCCUCCCCGCCCCCCCCCCCCCCGCCAGCUGCUGCCCAGCUCUCUGACCAGCCCCCUCCCAUCCCUGAGCCUGGAUGCCUUAGCAGUCAACACAGACCUGCUCUUGUUAGCAGAGUGACAGGAGCGAUGUGCUGGGAAACUGCACAUCUACUUGGGGGAAGGGGAGGAGUUUGCAUCCUUUGAGCACAGAUAAGGAACUUGAGGUCUCCCUGCUCCCAUUAGAAAGAAAAAAAUCUCUAGCUGUCGGAUCAGUGUCUCUCAGGAGUCAGACUACCCUGGUUCUGAAUCCCAGCUCUGCCAUGGAUAAGCUGUGUGGCCCCAGGCAAGUUACUGAACCUCUCUGAGCCUCAGACAUUAUAUCUGUUAUAUCUGGAUGGCUGGGAAGAUUCAACAAAGCAAAGUUGUGUGAGAUGCCUAGCCCACGCCAGCCAGGGCACCGAUUUGAGUCGGUGGAGCAUAUAACUUGAGAACAAGUAGACCUAUGGGAGCAUCCUCUACUGGAGGGAGUGACAGACUAACCUCUUCAGUGCUGGAGUUUUAGGAUCUGGGAGUUGAGCUUGACUCAGACAGGAGCCAUGGAGUUGGAAAGAAAUCAGACUCAUAGCACAGGAAGAGCCUCAGGCAAUCCUCCUGCCCAGCACCCUGCUGCACCCUCUGUCUGCCUAGUGAGGGACUGGGUCACUAGGAGCCCAGGCUCAUCUUCUGGUACAGCCACCUAGCCUGCCUCGGCCCUCUUCCCAGCAGUGAAAUGAGGAAAUCACAGGAGGGCUUUUGUGGAGUGAACUACCGUUAUCAGGGUUUUUCUAACACUAUUUUCUAGCUGCACAAAACUCAAGGAACAAACUAGGAAUAAACCUCCCCAAGAAAGCACAGGGGCUUUUUAAGAAGGAACUUCUGAGGACUGCAGAGGGAAACCUGAAUUAUGGAGACACAUGGUCCUGAAAAGAAAGAUGCAAUACUGUAAAGCAGCCCCUGUCAAAGGGAACAGGAAGCAGUCCACGGAGGGUGACGCCCUAGACCCACCUGCAUCCCCCAAACCUGCUGGUGAGCAGAACGGGAUCCAGAACCCCAUCUCACUGGAGGACUCCCCCGAGGCAGGCGGGGAGCGGGAGGAGGAGCAGGAGCGGGAGGAGGAGCAGGCCUUCCUGGUCAGCCUCUACAAGUUCAUGAAGGAGCGACACACGCCUAUCGAGAGGGUGCCCCAUCUCGGCUUCAAGCAGAUUAACCUGUGGAAGAUCUACAAGGCAGUGGAGAAGCUGGGGGCCUAUGAGCUGGUGACCGGGCGCCGCCUCUGGAAGAACGUGUACGAUGAGCUGGGGGGCAACCCAGGCAGCACCAGCGCGGCCACGUGCACGCGCCGUCACUACGAGAGGCUGGUCCUGCCAUACGUGCGGCACCUGAAGGGGGAGGAUGACAAGCCGCUGCCCACCUCCAAGCCCAGGAAACAGUACAAGAUGGCCAAGGAGAACAGAGGGGAUGAUGGGGCCACCGAGAGGCCGAAGAAGGCCAAGGAGGAGCGGCGCAUGGACCAGAUGAUGCCAGGAAAGACCAAAGCAGAUGCUGCUGACCCAGCACCACUUCCCAGCCAGGAACCCCCCAGGAACAGCAUAGAACAGCAGGGCCCGGCCUCUGGGUCUUCUGUGUCCUUCGUGGGUGCCAGCGGCUGCCCCAAGGCCUACAAGCGGCUCCUAUCCAGCUUCUACUGCAAGGGGACACACGGCAUCAUGUCACCGCUGGCCAAAAAGAAGCUCCUGGCCCAGGUGAGCAAGGCGGAGGCCUUGCAGUGCCAGGAGGAGGGCUGCCGCCAUGGGGCAGAGCCCCAGGCGUCCCCAGCUGUUCACCUCCCAGAGAGUCCCCAGAGCCCCAGAGGGCUGACUGAGAACUCCAGGCACCGGCUGACCCCUCAGGAGGAAUUGCAGGCCCCAGGUGGCAGCCUCAGGGAGGAGGCACAGGCGGGCCCCUGCCCGGCAGCCCCCAUCUUCAAGGGCUGCUUCCACACCCACCCCACCGAGGUGCUGAAGCCUGUCAGCCAGCACCCCAGGGACUUCUUCUCUAGACUUAAAGAUGGGGUGCUACGGGGGCCUCCUGGCAAAGAGGGGCUGUCAGUGAAAGAGCCCCAGCUGGUGUGGGGCGGGGACGCUAACCGCCCUUCUGCAUUCCACAAAGGUGGCUCCAGAAAGGGCAUCCUCUACCCCAAGCCCAAAGCCUGCUGGGUGUCCCCCAUGGCCAAGGUCCCAGCCGAGAGCCCCACACUCCCGCCCACCUUCCCCAGUAGCCCAGGCCUGGGCAGCAAGCGCAGCCUGGAGGAAGAGGGUGCUGCCCACAGUGGGAAGAGACUACGGGCCGUGUCUCCCUUUCUUAAGGAGGCGGAUGCCAAGAAGUGUGGGGCCAAACCUGCAGGGUCUGGCCUGGUCUCCUGCCUUCUGGGCCCAGCCCUGGGGCCUGUGCCCCCAGAGGCCUACAGGGGCACCAUGCUGCACUGCCCGCUGAACUUCACUGGCACCCCGGGCCCCUUGAAGGGCCAGGCUGCACUCCCCUUCAGCCCCCUGGUCAUCCCGGCCUUCCCGGCCCACUUCCUGGCCACUGCAGGCCCCUCGCCCGUGGCCGCUGGCCUGAUGCACUUCCCCCCCACAUCCCUCGACAGUGCCCUCCGCCACAGACUUUGCCCGGCCUCAUCUGCCUGGCACGCACCACCAGUCACAACCUAUGCAGCACCCCACUUCUUCCACCUCAACACCAAGCUGUAGGCCAGCCCAUGGUGUCGUGUACACUGUGGAGUCAACGGGCCUACAACAGGCAGGUGCUGCUGCCAGGGGGCUCUGAACUAGUGCCUGCUACCCAGGACACCUGGGCCAUGCCCCUGGCUGGGCAGCCUGGCACAAGUGAAGAAGGAGGCAGUGGGAAAACUGGGUUUAUCUCAAGGCAGCAGCCUGAGCACAGGAGCAGAGGACCCAGUUGUUAUAAGGCCCUGGGAGAGGGUGGGCUGCUCCCACUGCCCCAGAGCGGAGCUUGAAACACCCAGGUUGCCCACGGAAAAUCCAAUAAAAAGACACCAGUGUGAAUCCA